UCAGUUCGCGUUUGCAUCUCACAGCGCUCGUUCACCGCUUCACAAGGAAAGAAGAAAAAGAGGCUCUCGCCAGAGCAGUUGACAUUUGCAAUUCAAUUUCAAAUUAAGAAAACCAACAAAAAAUAAGAAAACAAAACAUUCCACUUGUGAUAAAAAAAUGUACACUUCCUGUCUUCGUGCCACGUCCACGUUAAUCGCGUUGGGAUUUUGGUUGCUCUCCUCCGCUCCGCAUGUGAAUUCCGAGGAAACCAACGAAUCAUGGAAUAUCACUACAAUGGAUCGUUUGCGCCUUCAAUUAUUCACAAAUUACGAUAAGACCGCACACCCCAUGGUAACUCCCACACAACGUACAAAUGUGAAGCUAGGCCUCUCCCUACACUAUAUUGAUAUCAACGAGCUGGAGGGUAAAAUGACCAUGCAUGGCUGGAUUAAUAUGCAAUGGCAAGACGGUAGUCGAACCUGGAAACCCGAGUACUUUGAUAACAUCACAUCUUUGCAAAUUCGUUCUCGGGAGGUAUGGAAGCCAUCCAUAACCCUUUUCAACGCUGCUGGCAACGAUGGCGAUUAUGUGGGAGACACUCAGACUUUGCUCACCCAUGACGGCACCUUCCUCUGGGUCCCUCCGGUCGUCUACACGGCCUACUGCAAUUUAAACUUGAGGCUGUGGCCCUACGAUACACAAACGUGUAAGCUAAGAAUCGGAACAUGGACACUAACCACUAUCGACUCGAAUCACAUGGGCAACUUCGAUAUGGAAGACUUUACCCAAUCUUCUGAAUGGAGCGUUCUCGACACUGGCAUGACUUACGGCAGCGAAGAGUUUUACAACUACGCCGAGUAUUCGUUUAUUCUAAAGAGGAGUUCCACCAUGUUCUCGGCAGUUAUUUUCACCCCAGCCUCAUGCAUCAUCAUGCUGUCUCUAUCUGUGUUUUGGCUACCACCUCAGAUGGGGGAGAAAAUUUUACUGAACGGCGUCCUUAUCGUCAUUAUAUCAGCUUUCUUGAUGUACUUUGCCCAAAUGUUGCCAAUACUUGCAGAAAAUACUCCGCUUAUUGUUCUCUUUUACAGCUCCAGUUUACUGUUAAUCAGUCUGUCUACCAUAAUCUCGGUCGUCGUUCUGUACCUCUCCACAGCAAAACAUAAGCAACGUGUGCCCGAGCUCCUUAGAAAAAUUCUCAACGGUAAUGCGGGACACUUUUUGUUGCUGAGCCAAUUUUCCUUGGAAGCUGAACCACACUCCUUGCUGAAUAACGGCACCAAAGAGCUGGGGGAGCAUAUCUACGACAAUGCAGAUCAGGGGGAAACGAUGGCUGAUCCUACAAUACUUAAUCCCACAUCGUCGCCUUCAACGAGGUCGCUUCAAUUCGAUUGGGUCCUAUUAGCAACUGCUUUCGAUCGUAUUUGGUUUUUGAUUUACUGCAUUUUGUUCAUAAUCCUGGCAAUUGCAUACUCCGUAUGAGUUAUGGUUGUCACUUAUGCAGUUAGAUAAUUGAAUGGAAGCCGAAUGCUUUAGAGUUCCCCUGAAUCACAAUAUACCAGUAUGGUGCUAAGCAGAGCUUAUGUUAUAGUGAAUUUUGUAAAUAAAGUGGAAAAUUAUCAUCUUUGCAAAGCA
Molecule: messenger RNA, 1612 nt
Organism: Stomoxys calcitrans (stable fly)
Lineage: Eukaryota; Metazoa; Arthropoda; Insecta; Diptera; Muscidae
Gene: nAChRbeta3
Product: neuronal acetylcholine receptor subunit alpha-2
Exons: 4
Coding region: 158-1459 (433 amino acids)
Biological process (GO): regulation of membrane potential; nervous system process; chemical synaptic transmission
Cellular component (GO): synapse; membrane; neuron projection
Molecular function (GO): neurotransmitter receptor activity; transmembrane signaling receptor activity; extracellular ligand-gated monoatomic ion channel activity
Source: RefSeq, a predicted model, not a curated record